Messenger RNA from Cotesia glomerata, 1577 nucleotides. RefSeq lists its product as uncharacterized. The transcript is spliced from 2 exons. Bases 699 to 1352 code for a protein of 217 amino acids. The record is from RefSeq and is a predicted model, not a curated record. Lineage: Eukaryota; Metazoa; Arthropoda; Insecta; Hymenoptera; Braconidae.
UGGAGAUAACUCGUCCGACCAUAAAUGAUGCCCUACUGUUGUUAAACCAAUCCCCAUUGCUUACGAGAAGACAGAAUGAUGAUACGUAUUUGAACAAUAAAAUCACUCGUGUUGCUUAUAAUUUGAGAAAGGCAUUAGGAGUACAAAAUGCAGUGGAAUUUCAAUGCAGCGAUACAGAUGCUGCUGAAAUAAUUGAAAAAUUGAGAGAGAAGUUUAAUGACACUGAUACAAGCACAUCGUUACGUUAACAAAUUUUGACUCUAAUGCCGUCAAGUUGGAGCAUUGAUAAGAUUGUCGAGGUUAUGGGUACUACGACGUAUAUGGCACGAUUAACGAGAAAGCUUGCUGCUGACCAAGGAGUUUUACCAAUACCUGAAAAGAAAAUAGGCCAUGGAUUAUCUUCUGAAGUGUCAUCGGCUGUUAUAGAUUUUUAUAAUGACGAUGAAAUGAGUAGUGUUAUGCCAGAAAAAAAGGAUUUUAUUUCAUUGCGUAAUGAUGAUGGUUCGAAAGUUCAAGUGCAAAAACGUUUAGUACUUUGUAAUUUGAAAGAGUUACACAAAAUAUUCAAAUCAAGAUUUCCCCAAAUUGAAAUUGGAUUUUCUUAAUUUGCAUCAUUACGCCUAAAACACUGUAUUUUAGCUGGUGGAUCUGGUACUCACACAGUUUGCGUUUGCUCAAUUCAUCAGAAUAUAAAACUCAUGAUUUUAGGUGGUAAGUUAUGUCGAUUAACUGAAGGUUCAAAUUUGCCGGUGGGAACUUAUAAUGACUGUUUAAAUGCAAUUGUGUGUGAAGAACCAACGACUGAGUGCUAUUUCAAUACAUGUGCUAAUUGUCCAGGUAUUGAAAAUAUAAAACAGUUAUUACUAACAGAAAUGGAUAAUAAUGGAAUCGAUGAAGUAAGUUACAAACAAUGGGUGUCGACUCCGAAAGUAACACUUGAAACAACCAUUAAAAGUACUUUGGAUUUUGUUGAUGACUUCUGUGAAAAACUUGUUGCUUUAUUACCACAUAAUUUCAUUGCAAAAGAGCAAGCGGCUUAUUUGAGAGCGUUAAAAGAAUCUAUAACAGAGAACGAAUUUAUGGUAAUUGUUGAUUUUGCUGAAAAUUAUGCAUUUGUUGUUCAAGAUGCUGCACCGGGAUUCCACUGGAAUAACGAUCAAGCAACAGUUUACACAGUCGUUAUUUAUUAUAAGGUAGAUAAUCAACUUACUCAUCAAAGUAUGGUUAUCAUUUCUGAUUGCUUGAACCAUGAUUCUAUUGCUGUCCAUAUUUAUUCUGAGAUCAUUAUCAAUUUUAUUAAGUCUCUGUCGUCUACAGUCUCUGUCGUCGGAUGGUGCACCUCAGCAAUAUAAAAAUUACAAGCAUUUUAGUAAUUUAUCGCAUUAUCGUAGAGAGUUUGGUGUGAUCGUCGAAUGGAAUUUUUUCGCAACAGCUCACGGAAAAGGGCCUUGUGACGGAGUCGGCGGGACAAUUAAAAGAAAGGCCUCGCGGGCAAGUCUACAGUUACCACCUGAUCAGCAAAUAUUAACACCUAAACAAUUAUUCGAAUGGGCGUCACAAAAUUUGACGAAAAUGAA